This is a messenger RNA of Triticum aestivum (bread wheat), 2082 nucleotides long. Its product is annotated as zinc finger protein ZAT4-like. The coding region runs from base 477 to 1829 and encodes 450 amino acids. The record is from RefSeq and is a predicted model, not a curated record. Lineage: Eukaryota; Viridiplantae; Streptophyta; Magnoliopsida; Poales; Poaceae. The transcript has a single exon.
ACCGCGCGGAAGUCUCCCUCUAUCUCUCUCUCUCUCUGCCACGCUGCGCUGUCAAAUCAGCAGCAGGCGAAUCCCCUUUAAACCGCGUAACAAACUGGAUCAUCGAUCCGCCCUUCCUUCACCCGCCAUCCAUCGUCUCCGAGGCAUACUCCCGACCCCCUUCCCGCCGCGAUCCCCCGCUCGCAGCCGCGCGCGCCACGGAACCCGGCGUAAACCCUACCGACUCCAACUCUAUCUCUACUUCUCCACCCCGUCUCGCCGCCCAACGGAGCUACCCCUCACCCAAGCCCUCGCUCUCCAUAUAAGGCACCCCACUUUCCCUCUAUCUCCCUCCACCCACAAGCAAAGCGCACGCGGCCCCCACAACACAAGCCAAGCGAAGCCCUAAAAUCUCGAGCGUAGCGAUUCCAAACCCUAGCGUCUCGCUCUCUCUCACCUCGCUCCUAGUCGAUCGAUCUACGAUCUGGUUUCCUUCCAUGGCGGAUUCCGCUGAUGGUCGCCCGGCCCAGUCACCGCGCCGGCGCCGGGAGGUCGAGGAGGGCGAGGUCGCCUCCGGCUACUACACCGGCUCCGACACCGACACCGACGACGAGGACGCGCGCUACUUCCUCCACUCACUGCCCCUCCACGACCACCGCCAGCACCAGAAGGUCACGGUCGCCCGGCCCGGCCCCGGCCCUGUCGUGGAGGACGUGGUCAGCGCCGGGACAAGAAAAUCAAGAUCAAGAUCGACUACCCGCCGGUCGUCGCCGUCCUCCUCGCUCGGCUCCGACGGGACCAUCAGCGACGACGGCCACGCCGGCGGCGACAUUGCUGCCGUCACCGCGUUAUUCCCGGCCUGCCCCGUCUGCCACAGGCACUUCCACAGCUCCAAGGCCGUCCAUGGGCACAUGAGGGUCCACGCGCAGGCCCAGCCCAAGGAGGAGGCGAAGGCGUCUGCUACGGUCAGCGCCGUGGACGAGGUGGCCGACUCCGUGUCCGUGUCCACGGCCUAUGUCGUCGAGGAGCCCAAGACCCCGGACGACCCGAUGACCCUGGAGGUGGCGACCAGCGAUCAGGUCGUCGCCGGCAGCGGCAGCAGCAGGAGGUCCAGCAGCGUGGAGCCCAGUCAGAGUGCUGCUUUUCUUUCCAUGGCCAUCGUGGUGGCAGAGGCAGCAGCACCCGCCGCUGCACCCAAUCAAGUGGACAUCGCCCCAACGCCUCCUGCACAUCGGCAAGACCCCGUCCCACCGCUGGUCGCACCAGCACCAGAGCCAGCCGCCGUCUACCUCCACCCGCCCACCGCCGCACAGCAGCAUGCUGCCGCCGUCCCACCGCUGGCCUUCCACUCGCCGCUGCACCAGGACCCGGCCGCCCCGCGUGGAUUCUCGUGCAAGGAGUGCAACCGGUGGUUCGAGACGCACCAGGGGCUGGGCGGACACGUCGCCGGCCACAAGAACCGGAGGAUCGCGGCUGCCGCUGCCGCAGCAAUAGCAGCGGGGGUGGACCCCAUAGCAGCGGGCGGGCCUAGGCCGGAGAAGCUCCACACCUGCAAGGUUUGCGGCGAAGUCUACAGCAGCGGCGUCAGGCUAGGGGGGCACAUGAGGAAGCACUACACGGGCAAGCCCAUCGUGCCGAGGAAGCGGGCGCGCCUCCUCUUACCCCCGGACGUCAUCGGGCUCGCGAUCCCCGGGCCGGCGCCUGCCAUGGAAGCACCCGUUGUGGCGCCGGCGGUGCUGCAGCAGCUGCAGGCGCCGGUGGUGCCGCCGGGCUGCCUGAGGCUCUUCGGCGUGACCAUCAUGCAGGAGGUGAAGAAAGAGGAGGAACCCACCGUCGACGAGAAGCAGUGAUCGAUGAUACAGCAAGCAUGCAGAUUGAUAUCGAGUAUAUGAGAGUAUUCUGAUGUGCUAUGAUCUUGAUAUUAACACUACUUAUUAGGCAUCAUACGUAUGUAAAUGUUAUGAGAUUGUUACCAUUAGUAGAUUAAUUAGGUCAGAAACAUCUCAGGAGAAGUCUUAAGUUGUGCAAUAUAUAGUUCGAUCCAUACGUGCCCUGAAUUUGGAUAAAUGUGUUUUGAUUGUACGCUUUUUUCAUCAACUUCUA